Molecule: messenger RNA, 1983 nt
Organism: Ilyonectria robusta
Lineage: Eukaryota; Fungi; Ascomycota; Sordariomycetes; Hypocreales; Nectriaceae
Exons: 5
Coding region: 1-1983 (660 amino acids)
Source: RefSeq, a predicted model, not a curated record
AUGAAUUCCCGACAAAUGGCGCCAGCUAUCGUCCCAUCGCCGGAGCGACCGGUUGGUGUAGCUUUACGGCCUGCACGAGUCCUCAGCAAUAUUGCUGCCGAGUUCGUCGAGGUGAAGGCUGGACGUGAGAUUUGUCGUCGGGCCACCGGGACGCUUGUCGAGGCAGUCGAUGGGCAGCCUUCUAGCAACCGCAUAACUGACAUUGGCGAUGGCGACGAUGGCGAAGAAGAAGCGACUGGGAUUACCAUGGCGUCCCCGAAGUUCGUGAGCCCUUUGGAUCGCUUCAGACCGGAUGGUGAGGCUCAAAGCGAGGCCAAAUAUUACGAGAAAUCGACAAAGAUGAUGGAAAAAUUCCAGGAGACGCUCAAGAGGUUCACCAAGACCUUACAGGAGCGAAAGAUUUUCAAAGACUUGAAGAUCGAAUGCAGAGACCCAGCCGACUAUGAUCUCGCCUACGUGCUUCAUAUUGCGGAACUGGUCCAAGAGCAUAAGGAAGGGUCGGAGAACACACGAACGGUCAAGGAUUUCAUCCGGAAGUGCUACAGAGGCGCCAACAAGCACAAGAACACCAUCACGGCCUUGCUCAGUAUGGUCCCAACUGAUGCUUACGGCUCGAUUAUCUCCGGUGGAUUUUCGCUUAUUCUUGUCGCUGUUGAGAGCCAUGAAGCCCAGCGUCUAGAAAUGCAGGCAGCCCUGGCUGACAUUCCUGGGAAGUUGUGCGAAGUGCAGAGGCUGUCAAAAGUUCACAGAAGGUCACCAGAACUUCACCAGCUUGCCGACGAGCUGUUUCUUUCCGUCUUCGUUGUGCUGGAGCGAAUAAUCGAAAAGGUUUCUUGUAGCUGGAGAGAAAAGAUUAAGAGGAACAAGGACAAAGGCGGUGACAUCCAAGAGGCAGUCGACACCAUGAGGGAGAAGGCCAAGCAGUUCCAAGUUGAAGUUGACAUCUGCACACAGUACAGACUAGGCAGAAUGGAAGAAAGCAAUUACCGUAUCGAAGCAGGCAAUUCUCGUAUUGAAAAAUGUCUCGCGGAAUUGCUGAAUGUGACCCGCCGGUCGUCGAUGGCCAUCACCGCACCCAAGCGGACAGGCAGCAUAAUAUCGAUUGAGACAAUGGAGAAGCUGAUCAAGACCUGGCUCUCGGGCCUUGACAACUUCGACCCCAUGCCAGAAAAUCAGAUUUCGGAGUGUAUGUCUGGGAUAUCGAACCUGACUUUGGAAGAAAGAGACAGAGUACAAUGGAUCAUGGCCUCGGACGUGAUCAACGACUGGCUCAAGCUGACCGAGUCUCGGAUGCUCAAUGUGCGAGCUGAGACGGCACCAAUUGAACUCGUCAACGCUCUGAGCUUCACCGCCGCUACGUUGGCCUUCACAAUCGAGAAGACGACCAACUACGCUGUGUUGUCAUUCUUCUGCGGCCUGCGUAGGAACGACUCUCGGACCAAUGCCGAUUCAGGCCCGAAGGCGAUCCUCAAAAGUUUCAACGGUCAGCUGCUGAAAUUCAUAAUGAAAAAGCGGCCAACCUCCGACCUAUCAUUUCUCAAGAACAAAACCCUUAUGAAAAAGUCAAGAGGCAGAUCAAAGUACGCCAAGGAGCUGUUCCGGAAACUUCUCGAGGCACUCCCCGAGAACGACGUUGUCUUUGUGAUUCUCGACUCGUUCUCACGCUUGGGAGGGCCAGACAAAGACGCAGCUAAGGGCGACGAGAUAAUCGAGGAGCUCUCGGCGCUGGUAAUAGAGAUGCCGCUCGUCAUCAAGGUGCUCGUCACGGACGCAUUGCCGAGCUGCCCGAUCAAAGACUCAGCACACUUGAUGCUGGACGUCCCGGACGACGUUGAUGGCUGGCACAACGAUAUUGACUUGACGGCCUUGGAACAGAAGAAGAUAGCCGUGAUUGACGAGUUCAGGUUGCGACAAGAGAAAGGAUAUUUCAGCUCACAGGAGGAGGAGUCGAGCGACUCGUCGAGCGACUCGGACUCAGAGUAA